Molecule: messenger RNA, 2120 nt
Organism: Daktulosphaira vitifoliae (grape phylloxera)
Lineage: Eukaryota; Metazoa; Arthropoda; Insecta; Hemiptera; Phylloxeridae
Product: regulator of nonsense transcripts 1-like
Exons: 2
Coding region: 51-2120 (689 amino acids)
Biological process (GO): nuclear-transcribed mRNA catabolic process, nonsense-mediated decay
Cellular component (GO): cytoplasm
Molecular function (GO): RNA helicase activity
Source: RefSeq, a predicted model, not a curated record
GGUCCGAAAAAAAUAGUUAUCGAGCAUCAUGAACAUCGCUUGCUACCAGUAUGCAGUCAAAGGAUAUGUGGAAAAUUUACCAUCUUGUAUUUUGGUGUGGAAUUUAUUUCAUUACAGAAAAUGACUUCAUCAGGACAAUGGCAAUGUAUUGUGCUGUUGUCAUAACACUGUUGAAACUUAUUGAUUACUGUACACUUUUUGAGAAAACGGACACAAAAGUCAUACAAAUUAAUGAAUUGAACGCUGAAGAAGAUAAACUACCAUCGCCACGUUCUCCGCAUUCAACUGUCCCUGCAACAAAUAUUCCCUGUGUAUUUUCUUCGUCAAAAAAAUACGGGCAUUUUUUCCAGCCAUUAAUAAGUGCUGAAUGCUCGUACAAUUUAAAACUGGGCGAAAAACAUUCGUUUGAAUGCAAAAUCGUUAGCUCUCAAAACUACAAUAAAAAAUCAAAAGUACGUUUUCAAAUGAAUAGUAAAAAUAAUGUAUUUGUAGUAGACGAAGAAUUAUGGAUUUCAAGUCCAAAAAUGACCAACGCCAUAAAAGGAAUUGUUACGAACUUUGACCAGUUCAUGAGCGUUGUUGAUGUAGAAGUAAAUUUUUCAAUCGACUUGCCUAUUGGGACACCGGCAACUUUAAAAAAGUCAUUUGAUAAAACCCCUUACACUCGGAUGGAAGCGGCACUUGCUACUUUUUCUUACAAGUACGAAUCUGUUUCACCUGAAGUAAGAUCAAUGUUGCUCGGACGUCAACAACAACAUUCACCCGAACGUGACGAAAAUCUGACAGAUAACAGCCUAUUAGCUCCCAAUUUACCUGGUUUGAAUGAGUCACAGCUGUCUGCUGUGAGCCAUGCCCUACGCACGCCAGUUUCUCUAAUCCAAGGGCCUCCCGGUACUGGAAAAACGGUUACUUGUGCCAAUAUUGUAUACAAUCUGUCCAAGUCCGGAACCGUAUUAGUUUGCGCACCGUCGAACAACGCUGUUGAUAACUUGGCAAAUGCCGUGGCUAAAACAGGCAUCGAUGUCGUUAGACUUGUGAAAAAAACGAAAGAGACGGUUAAAAGUGAUCUUUCAAAUAUAUAUCUUAGUGAACAAAUUAAAAAGCUUGCUGGUCAUUCAGAAUUUAAAACUCUUCAAGGGCAGAUUGAUCAAGGUGUCGAGUUGAGCCCAAAUGAGAGAAGGGACUACAAUUAUCUGAGAAGAAUGGCGGAAAUCGACUGUCUAGCGAAUUGUCGAGUGGUGUGCACAACUUGCUCCGGCGCCGGCGACAACCGUUUAGAAAAAAUCAAUUUUUCUUCGGUGGUCGUGGAUGAAUGCGCUCAAGGCUUAGAACCGGAAUGCAUCAUUCCAAUCACCCACGGAGCCAAAAAAGUGGUGUUAAUAGGUGACCACUGUCAGUUGGGGCCGGUUGUUACGUGUCCGGACACUAGAAACGGAGGUCUGCAUCGUUCUCUGUUCGAGAGAUUGGUAGCUGCUGGCCUACAACCAGUUCGUUUAACUGUACAGUACAGAAUGCACCCCGAGAUCAGCGAGUACGCUUCACAAACUAUGUACGAGAGUACGAUUAGGAACGGCGUAACUUGUAGCGACCGAACUGGGUCGAUUGAUUUCACGUGGCCUAACCCAAAUGUGCCGAUGGUAUUUUACUCUUCCGAUGCCAACGAACGAAAAUCGCGAUCGGGCACGUCUUUCUUGAACUAUGGAGAGGCGAAAGUUGUUGAACAACUAGUAGCCAAACUCCUUAGCAAAGGAGCUACUCCAAAUCAAAUUGGUGUUAUAACUCCAUAUGAAGGACAGCGAUCACUUUUGAAACAAAUUCUAAACAAGAACAAAGGGGUGGAAGUCAGUAGUGUGGACGCUUUUCAAGGCCGUGAAAAGGAGUACAUUAUUAUAUCGUGUGUCCGCUCGAACGAGAGAAACGUUGUAGGUUUCCUGAACUGUGUCCGUCGGCUAAAUGUGGCACUUACGCGUGCAAAGUUUGGUCUUUUUUUAGUUGGUAACGCUAACUUUUUGGUGAAAAACCCUACGUGGAAAAAUUUACUUCGGUAUUAUGACGACAGAAAUUUGAUUGUCGAAGGGACAGUUGAUGAUAUGUGUACAGCACAUAUUAAGUUUGAUUAA